AUGUAUGACAGCAUGUCCACAAUGGUGUACAUAAAGGAAGACAAAUUGGAGAUUACUCAAGAUGAAAUCAUUUCUAAGACAAAACAAGUAAUUCAGGGGCUGGAAGCGCUGAAGAAUGAGCACAACUCCAUUUUACAGAGUUUGCUGGAGACGCUAAAGUGCUUGAAGAAGGAUGACGAGAGCAACCUGGUGGAGGAGAAAUCCAACAUGAUCCGCAAGUCCUUGGAAAUGCUGGAGCUUGGCCUGAGCGAGGCGCAGGUGAUGAUGGCUUUGUCAAAUCACCUGAAUGCUGUUGAGUCGGAGAAACAGAAACUGCGUGCACAGGUUCGUCGUCUGUGCCAGGAGAAUCAGUGGCUGCGGGAUGAACUGGCCAACACACAGCAGAAGUUACAGAAGAGUGAGCAGUCUGUGGCUCAGCUGGAGGAAGAAAAGAAGCACCUGGAAUUCAUGAACCAGCUAAAGAAAUACGAUGAUGACAUCUCCCCCUCGGAGGACAAAGACACUGAUUCUACCAAAGAGCCUCUGGAUGAUCUCUUCCCAAACGAUGAGGACGACCCAGGUCAAGGAAUCCAGCAGCAACACAGCAGCGCUGCCGCUGCUGCCCAGCAGGGUGGCUACGAGAUCCCUGCCCGGCUGCGCACGCUCCACAACCUGGUGAUCCAGUAUGCUUCGCAGGGGCGCUACGAGGUGGCUGUUCCACUUUGCAAGCAGGCCCUUGAAGACCUGGAGAAGACCUCAGGCCAUGACCACCCUGACGUAGCCACCAUGCUCAACAUCCUGGCCCUGGUGUACAGGGACCAGAACAAAUACAAAGAUGCAGCUAAUCUACUGAAUGAUGCUUUGGCUAUCCGUGAGAAAACUCUGGGCAAAGAUCAUCCCGCGGUGGCAGCAACUCUGAACAACCUUGCUGUGCUGUACGGUAAACGAGGGAAGUAUAAAGAAGCUGAGCCUUUGUGUAAAAGAGCCCUGGAAAUCAGAGAAAAGGUUCUGGGAAAGGAUCACCCUGAUGUUGCCAAGCAGUUAAAUAACUUGGCCUUACUGUGCCAGAACCAGGGCAAGUAUGAAGAAGUAGAAUAUUACUAUCAAAGAGCCCUUGAGAUCUACCAGACGAAACUGGGACCUGAUGACCCCAAUGUAGCCAAGACAAAAAAUAACCUGGCAUCCUGCUAUCUGAAACAAGGAAAGUUCAAGCAAGCAGAAACACUGUACAAAGAGAUUCUCACUCGUGCACAUGAACGGGAGUUUGGUUCUGUGGAUGAUGAAAAUAAGCCUAUUUGGAUGCACGCUGAAGAAAGAGAAGAGUGCAAAGGAAAGCAGAAGGAUGGGACAUCGUUCGGAGAGUAUGGUGGCUGGUACAAAGCCUGUAAAGUUGAUAGUCCGACUGUUACAACUACUUUGAAAAACCUUGGAGCACUUUACAGACGUCAAGGGAAAUUUGAAGCUGCAGAAACAUUAGAAGAAGCUGCCAUGAGAUCACGUAAACAGGGUCUUGACACUGUUCACAAACAGAGAGUGGCUGAAGUACUAAAUGAUCCUGAGAACAUGGAGAAGCGGAGGAGCCGGGAGAGCCUCAACACGGACGUGGUCAAGUACGAGAGUGGUCCUGACGGAGGGGAGGAAGAUGGCACUGGAUCUUUAAAACGCAGUGGUUCCUUUAGCAAACUCCGGGCUUCCAUUAGACGCAGCAGUGAGAAGCUGGUUAGGAAGCUGAAGGGAGGAAGUUCACGGGACAGUGAGCCAAGGAACCCUGGGGCAUCCCCAGCAGAGCUUGUGUGUGUGGAAAACGACAGCAGCAGCCUAGAAGACGCUAGCACUAACUGACCCAGGCCUGGCUUGCUUUAGGACGCCAGGACACUGCUGCUGUGUGUGACCCCGGAGCUGGCCCUGUGACGGUCAGGGCGAGGCUGGGAGGGCCCUUGGCCGGGAGCCUGCAGCGCUAAUUUAAUUUCUCCUGACCAUGUGCUGUGGAGCACAAUACUGAUAACCGUACCACUAGCAAGGCCUAGGAGAGCACUGCUCAGCCAGUUAUGCUGGGGGCCUAGGGUGCCCCAGCAUCCCUGAAGGGACAGCAGAUGAGCGUGACCCUGCCCUCUUCCUGGGAGCCCCAUGUGGAUGGGACACAUGUGUCCUAUAUCUACUUGGGCCUCCCUGUGCCAUUUGUUUUAGUUCCCCACGUUGUGUGUGAUAUUGUAUUUUAUUGUAAAUUUUUUAAAAUUAAAAGUUUAUAUGCUUUAUCCUUGACUUGAAUGAAUGAAAAUCUUUAUAGAACAACUCUUAAAAGUGGGCUCUGGGUCUGGGGGGAUGGCUCAAGUGGUAGAGCUCCUGCCUAGCAAGUGUGAGGCCCUGAGUUCAAACCCCAGUAUGCCCACUUCCCCUCUGCCUGCCAAAAAAGAAGUUGGACUCUGCCACAGCAAUGCCCUGAGUAGGUUGUGUAUGGAGGGCACUCCCUGCACCUGAGUUGUUAUUUGUGUAUUUAU
This is a messenger RNA of Castor canadensis (American beaver), 2477 nucleotides long. NCBI's taxonomy places the organism in Eukaryota, Metazoa, Chordata, Mammalia, Rodentia, Castoridae. The record is from RefSeq and is a predicted model, not a curated record.